This is a messenger RNA of Protomyces lactucae-debilis, 840 nucleotides long. RefSeq lists its product as uncharacterized. Gene Ontology annotation, cellular component: Golgi apparatus; membrane. The transcript has a single exon. Gene Ontology annotation, molecular function: antiporter activity. NCBI's taxonomy places the organism in Eukaryota, Fungi, Ascomycota, Taphrinomycetes, Taphrinales, Protomycetaceae. The record is from RefSeq and is a predicted model, not a curated record. Gene Ontology annotation, biological process: protein O-linked glycosylation via fucose; GDP-fucose import into Golgi lumen. Bases 1 to 840 code for a protein of 279 amino acids.
AUGCUCAUGAUACUGGGUGGCCAUUACAUGGGCUACUUCCAGCUACGAACGCUCAACCAUCACAUAUCAACGUUCAGAAAUUUACGUUGGCUGAUCCUAUCGAAACUGCUCAGUGCCAUUUCAAGAAGUUACUGCGUAGAAGCAGUCGAUGGAACAGUCUUUAACCUCGUUCGUGGGCUGGUAUUGCCCUUUGCAGUUGGACUGUCAGCACUCUUCUUGACGCCGCCAACCAGGACAAGUCUCCUUCCCAUUGCCGUUAUUUGUCUUGGCUUCUACUUUGGCACAGUCUCUGAACAUACAGAGAUACAAGAUAUUGGCGGACAUUAUGGCCUUGCAGUGGGCGUACUCUCCUCCUUCUUUGCAGCACUCGAUCUGACUGUCACAAAGAGCACAUUGGAUGACUACUCCUUGUAUGAUUUGCUCUACGUGACAAACAUGGCAGCUGUAGCUGCUACGUUACCCAUGAUUCUGCUCGGCACAGAGUAUACGGAUCAUCUUGUCAUCUCUGCCAUGACAAACGGGGAAACGGCAGGCCUUCGCUCAUUCAUGCUCAAGGCCUCGGUGUGUGGCAUCUUGACCUUUUUCGCUGCCAUCCUGGCUCUUGUCCAGCUGAAGCUGACUUCACCAACGACCCAUCAAAUCACAACAGGUGCACGAGGCGUCCUUCAAAGUAUCUUGAGUGUUAUGAUUCUCGGCGAACGGUUAGAAAGGCCGCAGAUGGUGUCCAUCUUGGUCAUCACAGGAGGCACCAUUGGGUAUGCGUAUCAAAAGGAGCGGGAGCAUUCACGUUCGCAACGGACGUAUCAGCAUCUGAGGGAGAAGACAAGUGAUAAAGUCUGA